AUGCUCAUCGGCGGCUACAGCGUUCGCUUCCCCUUCACGCCCUACCCCAGCCAACUGCUCAUGAUGGACCGGUACGGAGUGGGCCUGCAAAUCGGCCAUGGUACCGGCAAGACUCUAUCCCUCCUGUGUGCCGCCCUCGCCUGGCAAGAGAAGGAGAAGGCUGCUGCUCUGCAGAGAACCAAGGAAGCGCAGGCCAGCAAGCGGACGAAGCUCGAGGUGGAGCUGAGUGAAGAGGAUGUCGUCCAGGCAUUCCCCUCCCUUGACCGACACCGACAACAGAUGCAGAAGGAAGCGGAGGAAGAGGCCAAAUACCCUCGCAUCUUCUUUGGGAGUCGCACGCACAGCCAGAUCGCACAACUGCGCAGGGAAUUGGAGCGAACGGCCUAUCGACCAACGAUCAGCGCACAAGGCUGCGGCUGCUCGUACAAGAAAAACAAGAAGGCCCUUAUCAACGACGCGGCGCUCCAGCCGGGCGGUGAGCUCGAGGUGUGGGACAUCGAGGACCUGGUUGCGCUGGGCAGCGAUCUCAAAGGCACAGCCACCACGCCCUCCCUGACCAACUGA
Molecule: messenger RNA, 564 nt
Organism: Acanthamoeba castellanii str. Neff
Lineage: Eukaryota; Discosea; Longamoebia; Acanthamoebidae
Product: BRIP1 family protein
Exons: 5
Coding region: 1-564 (187 amino acids)
Biological process (GO): nucleotide-excision repair; double-strand break repair involved in meiotic recombination
Cellular component (GO): nucleus
Molecular function (GO): DNA helicase activity
Source: RefSeq, a predicted model, not a curated record